CUAGUCCGUUAUUAGCGUAACUUUUGUCCAAUCAUCUGGCUGGCAUUGCAGGAACCGGAUAUGGAAUUAGAGGCAAUCUCUGAAUCAGUCAAUGGGAAGAAUCUAACAAUGUUUAGCUUUGAGGGAGAUUUUAAGACAAGACCCAAGGUUUCCCUUGGAGGAGCAAGUAAAAAGGAAGAGAAAGCAUCUCUCCUCCUGCACCGCACUCAGGAGGAAAGAAGAAAAAGAGAGGAUGAAAGAAGACGUCUGAAGAAUGCUGUUAUUAUUCAGUCCUACAUACGUGGCUACCAGGACUUGAAACAACAGUAUGCCAUCCAGAGAGCCAGGUUUGAUGAGUGUGCCAGCCAGAUGCAGGCAGGGGGAGCUCAGCAUGGCUUGGAUGGUCCGAGUCUUUGCCUCUUAUCAAGGCAACUCAUAUUUUUUUACAGACAGAAUGUGGAUGCACAUAGAUUGACGUGGUUGUGCCAAAAUAUGGUGAAACACAACAGUCAGUUUGUGAAGCUGUUAGUGGGCCCGCAGAAGCAGACAUGUAUGUUUCAGAUCAAGAGGAUUUUAGGCUUUUGCUGCAGACUCCUGCAGAACUGCAAGGAUGAAAGUUUAAAUGUGGCGGUUCCUAUGCGGAUGCUAGAAAUCUUUUCUUCAGAGAGAACCUAUCUUCUAGUUAUUUCAGAUGCUAACUAUGUUGCUUUGUUACUCGAGCAGAUUUUGCACUAUGUAGUACAGAAAGGAUACUACAGGUCGCUGUAUAUUCUUGUGAAUUACAGACUCCCUUCCAGUCUGGAGUACAGCGAUGCUCCUUCUGUCCCUCUGGCAAGCACACUGUUGGAGCACAUCCUCAAGCCUCUGCACUUUACUUAUUCCUCCUGCAUGACAGGCGCAAGGCAGUCUGUUUUUGCAGCCUUUACUAAGGAGUUCAUCUCUGCACCGUUUACCGAGCAGAUCUUUCACUUCUUUAUCCCGGCGCUGUCCGACCUCAGCUUCUCAUUCCCAUUCGAAGCCUUCCUCAGCUCCCUCCAGGCCAUCAUCAGCUCCUCUUCAGCAGCACAGAGCCAGGCACCAUGGCUGUUUUAUUUUGUCCUCUCUGUAGGAGAGAACUGCUUAGGCUCACUGUCAGAGGAGGGUCUCCUGCUGUACCUGCGGGCCCUACGGACGCUGCUGCCGCUGCCUGGAACCAGCAGCGACUCAGAAGAUGAGGAUGACGCUGGCAUUCAUCCUCCUCCCAUGCAGGACGACAGCUGCAUCUCUGUGCAGCUGAUCACAGAGGAGUGCGUCCACAAGCUGGAUACCAAGCAGCAGACUAAUGCCCUGCUCAACCUGGUGUGGAGAGAUUCAGCCAACGAGGAGGUUUUCACCAUGAUGGCAUCAAUCUGUCACACACUCAUGGUGCAGCAUCGCCUCAUGGUGCCAAAAGUCAGACUCUUGUACAGUUUAGCUUUCAAUGCACGUUUCCUAAGGCAUCUCUGGCACCUGAUAACUUCCAUGACAACGAAAAUGAUCACUGGCUCCAUGGUGCCGCUGCUACAGCUGAUCUCACGAGGGUCUCCCCUGUCGUUUGAGGACUCAAACUGCAUCAUUCCCCUCUUCUAUCUCUUCAGCUCUCUCUUCAGCCACUCACUUAUCUCUGUGCAUGACAGCGAGUUUUUUGGGCAUGAAAUGGAAGGUCAGACACAGUCCUCCAUGAUGCCCUUCACGCUGUCAGAGCUGGUGACUCUGUCUCGCUGUCUGAGAGAUGCAUGUCUGGGAAUAAUUAAGCUGGCCUACCCUGAGACCAAAACGGAGCACAGAGAGGAGUACAUGGCUGCCUUCCGCAGCGUGGGUGUCAAGACAAACACUGAGGUUUAGCAGCGCAUUCAGGCUGAGCAGCAACGCUGGGUACAGUAGUUGUUCAAAGUCAUCACUAACUUGGUUAAGAUGGUGAAAGCUCGCGACAUCAGACGACCCUUCUGUCCAGCAGGUCACUGGCUCUCUGACGAGGUCAACAUUCGAGCAGAUAAGGUCACUCAGCUGUACGUCCCUUCUGCAAGACAUGUGUGGAGGACAAGAAGGAUGGGCCGCAUCGGCCCACUUCAGUCAACACUUGAUGUCGGCUCAGAGCCUCCACAGCUGUCUGUGUCUGAAGAGAGACACCUGGCCAUCCUCACAGAGCUCCCUUUCGUGGUUCCCUUUGAGGAGCGAGUCAAGAUCUUCCAGAGGUUAAUCUAUGCUGACAAACGGGACGUGCAGGGGGAUGGGCCGUUCCCCGAUGGCAUCAAUGUCACCAUCAGACGCAACUACAUCUAUGAAGAUGCCUACGAUAAGCUCUGUCCAGAAAAUGAACCAGACCUGAAGAAAAGGAUUAGAGUCCAUCUGUUGAAUGCCCACGGUCUGGAUGAGGCAGGCAUUGAUGGUGGCGGUAUCUUUCGGGAGUUUCUCAAUGAGCUUCUCAAGUCGGGCUUCAAUCCCAACCAGGGUUUCUUCAAGACAACCAAUGAAGGUCUGCUGUACCCCACCCCCACUGCCGGAAUGCUGGUUGGAGACUCGUUUACAAGACACUACUACUUUCUAGGCAGGAUCCUAGGAAAGGCGUUGUAUGAGAACAUGUUGGUGGAGCUGCCCUUUGCCAGUUUCUUCCUGUCUAAGCUUUUGGGAACCAGUGCAGAUGUGGACAUCCACCACUUAGCCUCACUGGACCCAGAGAUGUACCGCAACCUGCUCUUUCUCAAGAGCUACGAGGGCGAUGUGGAGGAGCUGGGUCUCAACUUCACUGUGGUCAACAAUGAUCUGGGAGAAGCUCAGGUGGUUGAACUGAAGCCGGGAGGCAAAGACAUUCCUGUGACCACAGCAAACCGAAUAGCCUACAUCCAUCUGGUGGCCGACUACAGACUGAACAAGCAGAUCAGGCCUCACUGCCUGGCCUUCAGACAAGGCCUGGCCAAUGUGGUCAAUCUGGAGUGGCUGCGCAUGUUUGACCAGCAGGAGAUCCAGGUCCUGAUUUCUGGGGCUCAUGUGCCGAUUUGUCUUGAUGACCUGAAAAUGUUCACCAACUACUCAGGUGGUUACUCAGCCACUCACCCCGUCAUACAGAUUUUUUGGGAAGUGGUGGAAGGCUUCACAGAUGAGGAAAAGCGCAAGCUGCUCAGGUUUGUUACCAGCUGCUCCAGACCUCCACUGCUUGGCUUCAAGGAGCUUUACCCCGCCUUCUGCAUCCACAAUGGCGGCACUGACCUGGACCGUCUGCCCACUGCCAGCACCUGCAUGAACCUGCUCAAGCUCCCUGAGUUCUGUGACCAGCAGGUGAUGAGGAAUAAGCUGCUGUAUGCCAUCGAGUCGUCCGCCGGGUUUGAGCUGAGCUGAGGAGGGCAAAUGCUUCUCUGUCUUUACAUCCACAGACUUGACACCACAGAAAUAACUUGGGACAAAAAGACUCAAGACAGAGACAAAAAAAUAGAGGAAAAGCAAAUGAUGCACUCUGUGUUUGUGGGUGAAUGUGUGUGUGUGUGUGCGCCAAGCUGUAGGCGGAGGGGAAGGACAGACCUAAAUUAAAGGGUUGUAAGAAUGAAGUUGAGUUAUUUGUUGCUUGAAGUAUUUAAAUUGUUUAAUCACUUGUCAGAACACUUCAGAAGAACAGUUGAAUUUCCCAGGAAAUAUUACACGCUGAAAGGAGCAAUAGCAGCUGCUCUCGUAUAAAAAUCUAACAUGAAUGGACAGCUAAUUUUCACCAAAGAUUAAGUGGCAUCCUAUUAAAAAAGGCAAUAUAACAACAGAGGGACUGUAAAGCCACCCUGUGGUAGGCCAAGGGCUGCAGAGGAGUGUUUGUGUACAGCCAUCUUGUAUUUUCACAUAGAAGUCAUUGUGAUUUCUAUUACUCACAGUAAUAACUGUGUGAUAGCCAUACUACAGUAUAAGUGUGCACAUGCCAUCUGAAGUGUGCUAGUGGCUCAUAUUGCAGGACUAAAUUGGGUGAAAGUAUUGUAUGAAUAUGGAUUUGUGAAUAUGUACAUGUUUAUGUUUGUACUAUUCAUUGAGAUUUGUACAUGUUUUACUUUCUUUUGUGUUGUGAAUGGAGGCAUCAUGUUUUCUCUCUUCCAUGGUCAGUGCCCAAACAUUUGCUGAGGGAGCAGCUACCAUGCAGUAUUGGUAAGGCCUCCCAACGAUCGCUAUACUAACAGGGUGAAAAGUGUAUGGAGAUGAAUAAACCCACUUUUCUUUUUGCAUUUUACUUCUAUA
Monopterus albus (swamp eel) is the source of this 4206-nucleotide messenger RNA. It is a transcript of the gene ube3c, whose product is annotated as ubiquitin protein ligase E3C. The record is from RefSeq and is a predicted model, not a curated record. Gene Ontology annotation, molecular function: ubiquitin protein ligase activity. Gene Ontology annotation, biological process: ubiquitin-dependent protein catabolic process; protein polyubiquitination. NCBI's taxonomy places the organism in Eukaryota, Metazoa, Chordata, Actinopteri, Synbranchiformes, Synbranchidae.